GCAGGGGAAACCCCAUCUCCCAGUCUCCUGCCUUUGAUGCUCUCUGACGAUCCCUCCUCCUUCCCCUUAUCAUAUGCUCACCUUAGUGUCAACAGCAUCAGGCGGAUCAAGGAGCCCAGUUUCUAAAGGAAAUCUGAACUCUCUUGGCUUUCAUUCUCCUCAGAUUUCUGAGCAUCUGUUUCCAAUACCCUCCAAGUAACUUGGACAGGGAAGCUGGAUGUGCAGUCUCUGAGUAGGUGGAAGAUCUCUUUUGCCAUGUCAGCUGACAGCCACCAGCUCCACACUCAUUCCUACCAGGACUCACUAAGUUCUACUUGUCACAGUCUCUUGAAUGUCAACAGUCACGCCCUGUCGAAGAGCUCCUCAAGUCUGGCCUGUGCUGGGCAAUCGAGUUUAGAGGAAGGGCAAAGCAACAAACAGGAGCUGAAGAAAAGCCAUAGUAGCACCAUCUGCCAUACCCUGGGAAACGAGAGUGAUGCAAGGAACGUGCCGAGUCCUGGCUGGUCCUUCUCGCAACCUGGGAUGAUGGGACUCGGAUCAGUGGUGCAAACCAUAAGUGACCAGUCAGACAAUGACAAUUCACAGAGCAGAACUAAGGCUACAAACCAUUUUCUUAUCACUGAACCGUCCCCAGCAUCCUGCGAAGUGGAGGACACCAGGAUGUGUGUAAAGAGCAGCACAGCUGAGAAUAUUUCUUCAGCCUCCAUUGUCCACCAGCAAAGCCUGUGUAAAAUGGAAGAACCAGGAAAUGCCCUUCAGAGAAGCCACUCAGACCUAACUUGCAGUUGCAAACAGCAGACUUAUGUCACUCACAUAGAAACCAGUGCUCCUCAUUCCAGCCUAAGCUCUUCUAGCUGCAGGCAUGGUCCACCAGUGGCUAGGAUGUCUUUCCAAACAGAGAGGUAUGGACCAGAAACAAAUGAAAAUACAUCUCACUAUCAAAACCUUGUGACUCAUCUUCCAGUUCUACCUAGAGACCAAAAAGUACCCACAAAUAGCUUUGACAGCAGUGGUAUUCCACGUAACACUACUGUUUACACAGAUCCUGGAACAUUUCACACUGCUGUUCUAGGACCCCACAUGCCUGGAAAUGGUUUCUCAAACAGGACAAUGUUCAGUCAAGCCACUGGGAUUAUUCAUGGUGGUCUGACUUACGGUAACAUUCCAAACGCUGCAUACUCCCCCAUGGUGAUGACAGUUCAUAACAAUUCUGCAGGGCCCUGUAAUGUAAGGCAGGACCCUUGUAUGAAGGUAGAUGCCACCGUCCCUGCCUAUUGCCAUUCUUUGCCCAUACCAUCUAUACAACUUGUUCCGCGGUUGGUAUGCUCAGUUAGUGAGUCGGGAAAAGAGCAGGCAGCACCUGGCUAUUUUCAUUCCUUUUCUACUUCAGACAUUCUGACAUAUCCUAAGCUGGUGUCUUCAGUAAGUGAAUCAGGCCUGGAUGCCAAGAGAGUCCUGAAGUGCUGUAGCAUUCCUGGAGAACAACUGCAACACGCUCAACACUGUGAUCAGCAGGAGAGUGCUCCUCCAGAAACAAAGGCUGCCUGUGUUGCCUUCAGUAGCCAGCAAGGUGCAGGCGUGGUGAUGACAACUAAGGACAUGUGGACUAUGACCUCUAUGAAUGAUUUAACCAAAGGACUGAAACCAGCUCUUGAGCGUAGAGAUGCCGAGGUACAAACUCUUCCAACCAUGGAAUGCAAAUCUGUGGCAACAAGCCCAGCGGCUGCAGCAGAAGGCCACUCGCAUGUGUUCCCAGAGGUAAACCUGGAGCAAGACUUGGAGGCCCCCAAAUCUCCAGUACGUGAAGUGAGAUGGGAUGAUGAAGGAAUGACAUGGGAAGUGUAUGGGGCAUCUGUGGAUCCAGAAGUCCUUGGGUUAGCCAUUCAAAAACAUCUUGAGAUUCAAAUAGAACAAUUCCAGACAGAGCCUGCUGAGCUGGCUGAGAAAAGUAAUAAGGAGCCAUCUUCUGAUAAAAUGGGGAAAAAAAGGCCAUUCAGAACAAUGAUGCAUUCCCUGAGAUAUCCGAGCUGUUGUGCUCGUUCCAGUACUGCAGUGGAGUGA
Haliaeetus leucocephalus (bald eagle) is the source of this 2061-nucleotide messenger RNA. It is a transcript of the gene GPRIN2, whose product is annotated as G protein regulated inducer of neurite outgrowth 2. The record is from RefSeq and is a predicted model, not a curated record. Gene Ontology annotation, biological process: neuron projection development. Gene Ontology annotation, cellular component: plasma membrane. NCBI's taxonomy places the organism in Eukaryota, Metazoa, Chordata, Aves, Accipitriformes, Accipitridae. Bases 256 to 2061 code for a protein of 601 amino acids. The transcript has 2 exons.